Messenger RNA from Ictidomys tridecemlineatus (thirteen-lined ground squirrel), 3708 nucleotides. The record is from RefSeq and is a predicted model, not a curated record. NCBI's taxonomy places the organism in Eukaryota, Metazoa, Chordata, Mammalia, Rodentia, Sciuridae.
CCUCUGGUGACCUUGAGUCCCUCUGAACAGUGGGAGGGCCUGGCAGGAGCCUGGCCCAGUCCCCGAGUGAGUGCCAACUCUGAAACCAGAUCGGUCACACCCUGGAGAAGAAAAGGCUGUUGAUGUUCCUCCUUGACGUCCUCCAGCCGCCACCGACGUCAGGACAGACACUUUCUUGCCAGCUGGGCUUGCUGCCAUCCCAGUGGCCUGGGGCAGACUUCCACCUGCAGCCCAGAGAGUGUGGACAUAGCAGGUCCCACCUCCCCGGGUUGCUCAGGGGCCUCCACAGUGGCUCCCGCUCAAGGGACAGUGACAUUUAGAGACACCCGGCUGCCGGGGUCGGGAAGGGAAGGUGCCCUGGCUCCUGGGCUGGCUGGAGGGGUCAGGCCCGCUGACCAGCCGCUCAGCGCCCUCCUGCAGGAAGCCUCAGCAGAUGGUGAACUUCUGGCCCAGGGUCAGGGUAGAAAACUCUGGCUGCUUGUGGGAGGGGACAGGAAGGCUGGUCCCUGAGCGAAGCUGGCCUUUUCCUGUCCUCCUCUCUCUCAGCCAGGGACGGACUGCUUUGGAGCCCACCUCUCACACUGGCACCGCUGGUGGCCUCUGCCCACUGCAUGGCAACCCAGAGGGUGGCCCACCAGGACCUCCCAAAGACAGGGGGUGGAGGAGGGAGCAGGACAGGGACACUGGAGGGCGGCAGCAGCCAUGGCAGCAGUUUCAGCUGGCUGCUUGCCUCUGCCCCAGAGCCCUGUCCCUCCACCACAGCCCUGUCACAGGCCAUUAGGCUCUCAGCAGGUGCCCUGUGCUCGCUGGAGGCGGGAGCCGGGUUGGAGGUGGACCUGGAGACGUGCCAUCUCCCCCCCACCCCGGCCUGGCACUGUCGGGGCUCAGAGCCCUCCUGGGAGGCUCAGGGCACUGGUGGCCAAGUGAUGAGAUAGUCCUUUGCCACUCAGGGUGUGGCACUUGUCCAUUCCAUCCCACACGCCUGCGGAGGCCCCACUGGUGGGGGACACGGUGCUGGGCUGGGCCCCAGCCAGGAGGCCGCGUGCUCAGGCCCUGCCCUAGCCUGGAGCACCAGGCAGGGAGGCUGCCCCGGCCCAGGAGGACAUCCAGAAGAAGUGGCCUUCAGGGCUCUAGGCCUAAAGGACGCUGAUAGGAAUCAGGGGACCAUACCUCAAUGGCAAGAUUCCCCCCUGAGACCGACGGGGCCAGUAACGCGUGUUCUCAAGAACUGUGACGCGCAGGAGACGGACCGGACGGACCUGUGGACACCAACAGUGAAGAGGGACAGAUCCAGAGAAGAACUUGCUGGAGAAGUGGCCAAAGUGAAGACCCCUGGGGUCCAUGAGGGCCACUCCGCACAGAAGGAAGCCCGGGGUCCAGCUCCAGGGACCACCCCUGGCCCUGUUGCCCCCUGCAGCCAGGAGCUGGCCUGCGGAGCCCGUGGGAAAGAUGGGAGCCCACUCCAGGAUGUCCUAGCCCGUCAGCGUCCCCAAGCCAGGGUGGCUGAGUGUCCCUACUUCAGGACCACCCUGCAGGCGGGCGGGAUGGAGCCGGCAAAUGAGGAGAAGCUGGCCUCCGUGUCCACCCUGGUGACUGUGUUUGAGAGCAGCAGGACCCCGGGAACUGCGCCCAGAGACCAGGCCCCGCCACCAGCCCCAGGGCCAUGGGAGAAGCCGCAUGUCGGGGAGACCCCCGAGUCUGGGCCCAGGACCGUGAGCAGGAGGUGUCUGAGCUCCCUGAAGAACAAGCUGUCCAGCGGGGCCUGGCGGAGACCUUGCCCACCUGGGACCUGCGAAGGGACAGUGCCACAGGAGCCCGAGGAGAAGAGGGUGGUCCGGGAGCUGCUGGAGACGGAGCAGGCCUACGUGGCUCGCCUGCACCUUCUGGACCAGGUGUUCUUCCAGGAGCUGCUGCGGGAGGCGCAGGGCAGCAAGGCCUUCCCUGAGGACGUGGUCCGGCUCAUCUUCUCCAACAUCUCCUCCAUCCACCAGUUCCACGCCCGCUUCUUCCUCCCCGAGCUGCAGCGGCGCCUAGAGGACUGGACGGCCACGCCCCGCAUCGGGGACGUGAUCCAGAAACUGGCCCCGUUCCUGAAGAUGUACAGCGAGUACGUCAAGAACUUUGGGCGAGCCGCAGAGCUGCUGGCCACCUGGACCGACAAGUCCCCGCCCUUCCAGGAGGUCAUCGCCCGCAUCCAGAGCAGCGAGGCCUCGGGCAGCCUGACCCUGCAGCACCACAUGCUGGAACCGGUGCAGAGGGUUCCCCGCUACGAGCUGCUGCUCAAGGAGUACGUCCAGAAGCUGCCGGCGCAGGCCCCCGACCGCGCGGACGCCCAGAAAGCCCUGGACAUGAUCUUCUCUGCGGCUCAGCACUCCAAUGCGGCCAUCGCCGAGAUGGAGCGGCUGCAGGACCUGUGGGAGGUGUACCAGCGCCUGGGCCUCGACGACGACAUCGUGGACCCCUCCAACCACCUGCUCCGCGAGGGCCCGGUCCUCAAGAUCUCCUUCCGCCGCAGCGACCCCAUGGAGCGCUACCUUUUCUUGUUCAACAACAUGCUGCUCUACUGCGUGCCCAGGGUCAUCCAGGUGGGCGCCCAGUUCCAAGUUAGGACCCGCAUCGACGUGGCCGGGAUGAAGGUGCGGGAGCUGCCCGACGCCGAGUUCCCCCACUGCUUCCUGGUGUCGGGGAAGCAGCGCACCCUGGAGCUGCAGGCGCGGUCCCAGGAGGAAAUGGCUUCCUGGAUCCAGGCCUGCCAAGCCGCCAUCGACCAAAUUGAGAAGCGGAAUGAGACCUUCAAGGCUGCGGUGCAGGGCCCCGAGGGCGACGCCCAGGAGCAGGGGCAGUCUGAGGAGCUGGGCCUCCGAGCACCGCAGUGGGUGCGGGACAAGAUGGUGACCAUGUGCAUGCGCUGCCAGGAGCCCUUCAACGCCCUGACCCGCCGGCGCCACCACUGCAGGGCCUGUGGCUACCCCGCUGGCUCUCCUGUCCCCGCGCUGACGAUGCCGUGUCCCCAGGUGGUGUGCGCGCGGUGCUCCGACUACAAGGCCGAGCUCCAGUACGACGGCAACCGGCCCAGCAGGGUCUGCCUGCACUGCUUCACCUUCCUCACGGGGAGCGUGCUGCCCGAGGACAGGGACAGGAGGCGGGGCAUCCUGGAGAAAGGCGCCCCGCCCGGGCCCGGCCAGAGCCUGAUGUGCAGCUUCCUGCAGCUCCUCGGGGACAAGUGGGGCAGGAGCGGCCCCCGGGGCUGGUGUGUCAUCCCCCGCCACGACCCCCUCGUGCUCUACGUCUACGGGGCUCCUCAGGACACGCGAGCCCACACCUCCAUCCCCCUGCUGGGCUACCAGGUGACCCCUGGGCCCCAGGGGGACCCCAGGGCCUUCCAGCUGCAACAGUCGGGCCAGCUCUACGCCUUCAAGGCCGAGACCGAGGAGCUAAAGGGCCGCUGGGUGAGGGCCGUGGAACAGGCAGCCGGGGGCUGCAGCCCCCGAGUGACUGAUGACGGGGACCUGUCUGACUGAGCCACUGCCGGCCACACGUCCUGUUCCAACAUGCAGGAGAGAUGGGUCCAGCCGGGGGACGUGGUGCACAUCUGUAAUCCCAGAGGCUCGGAGGCUGAGGCAGGAGGAUGGAGUUCAAGGCCAGCCUCAGCCAUUUAGUGGGCCCCAAGCAACUCAGCAAGACCCUGUCUCUAAAUAAAAAUGUGAA